ACCUCUUCCCAACCAAACCAACACCGAUUCCUACUCCUCCUUUCACACUCUCACUCUGUCUCUGCACCUCUACCCAAACGAAUCCAGAUCGAUUGCUCCUCUUCUCCUUUCACAGUCUCUCACUCUCUCUGCACGCAAAAAAUCAGACGGCGUCACUAUCGCAAUGCUUAUCCACACGCCAAGCCAACUACGAGGUCGUUGCCCGGAAAGUUCAGCAUUUGAAAAAAAAAAAAAAAAAUUGUUUCCGUUAAUAAGCGCACAUUUUGGAAAGCUAGUCAAACAAAAAACGUAACGAAUUCGAAUGACUCAACUCCCCUCUUUCACACCUUGAAUCUUAGCUAGCUUAAGAGCUUCUCUAUUUAAACACCAUAGAGCACCCUCCUUAUUUUCUGUGCUGGAGUGAGAGUGCAGAACUAGCUAGAGAGCUCCAUUUAUUGGUUUUAACCUAUCAGCUACUGCAUAUAUCUCUCCUCUCUUCAAAUCUUAGUUGAGUCGCCAUGGGAACUCGAACUCAGAACGGCGCCGAUAAAACUUACGACCAGACAGAGCUUAUGUCUCUAUUUCUGCUCGGAAUCUGAUCGAGAUGAGACUCAUAAGGCCCUGAGGGUCUUCAACUUUGAGUGCACAAACAAACCCAGAGAGAUAUUAUUUUCAAAAUGGACGAAAAAUUAGCCAAGGAAAAGGCAAUCAAUGAGUGGCUUCCAAUUACUUCUAAGAGAAAUGCAAAAUGGUGGUAUUCGGCUUUUCACAAUGUUACAGCCAUGGUUGGAGCUGGUGUUCUCGGUCUCCCUUAUGCUAUGGCUGAGCUUGGAUGGGGUCCUGGUAUAGCUAUUUUGGUCCUUUCAUGGGUCAUCACAUUAUACACACUAUGGCAAAUGGUUGAGAUGCAUGAGAUGGUUCCAGGGAAACGUUUUGAUCGUUACCACGAAUUGGGUCAGCAUGCAUUUGGUGAAAAGCUUGGUCUUUACAUUGUGGUUCCUCAGCAACUCAUUGUUGAAGUUGGUGUUUGCAUUGUGUACAUGGUCACCGGAGGAAAAUCGCUGCAGAAGGUCCAUGACACUGCGUGCUCAGACUGCAAAAAGAUCAAAUUGACUUACUUCAUUAUGAUCUUUGCCUCUGUUCAUUUUGUGCUUUCCCUCCUUCCCAACUUCCACUCCAUCGCCGGCGUGUCUUUGGCCGCAGCUGUCAUGUCCUUGAGUUACUCUACCAUAGCAUGGACUACUGCGCUAGACAAGGGUGUGGUAGAAAAUGUCGAUUAUAGUUACAAAGCCACGACUACUACAGGAAAAUUUUUCAACUUCUUAGCUGCAUUGGGUGAAGUGGCUUUUGCGUAUGCUGGCCAUAAUGUAGUCCUCGAAAUCCAAGCAACAAUUCCUUCUACACCUGAGAAGCCUUCCAAGGUACCCAUGUGGAGAGGAGUCAUUUUUGCCUAUAUAAUUGUGGCCUUGUGCUACUUCCCAGUUUCUCUGGUGGGAUAUUACAUAUAUGGCAAUUCACUUGAUGACGACAUCCUCAUCACAUUGGAAAGACCCAAAUGGCUAAUUGCAAUGGCUAAUAUGUUUGUUGUCAUCCAUGUUAUUGGAAGCUAUCAGGUUUAUGCAAUGCCAGUGUUUGACAUGAUGGAAACUCUACUGGUAAAGAAGUGGGAUUUCAGGCCAACUUUUAAGCUUCGCUUCAUUACACGAACUUCAUAUGUUGCAAUUACCAUGUUUGUCGGAAUCACAUUCCCUUUCUUCAGUGGUCUCCUUGGAUUUUUUGGAGGAUUUGCUUUUGCCCCAACAACAUAUUUUCUUCCUUGCAUAAUGUGGCUUGCCAUCUACAAACCAAAGAGAUUCGGCUUAUCCUGGUGGUGCAACUAUAUCUGCAUCUUCUUUGGUGUUCUUUUGAUGGUUCUAUCACCAAUUGGAGGGCUGAGAUCAAUCAUAGUUCAAGCCAAGACCUACGAAUUCUACUCUUAAGCCAUUGAUCAUCAUCCUUCCAAGCGAAAAUCCUGGAAGGGGUAGUAGUAGUUUUU
Messenger RNA from Rosa rugosa (rugosa rose), 2014 nucleotides. RefSeq names its product lysine histidine transporter 1-like. The record is from RefSeq and is a predicted model, not a curated record. Gene Ontology annotation, cellular component: plasma membrane. The transcript has 9 exons. NCBI's taxonomy places the organism in Eukaryota, Viridiplantae, Streptophyta, Magnoliopsida, Rosales, Rosaceae. Bases 657 to 1958 code for a protein of 433 amino acids.